GAGAACACAGUGAUCAUGGGCGGCGGCGUGGGCGGGGGCGUGCGGCUGCCAGGGGUGGGCGUGGGUCAGCUGGGCCGCCCCUACACACGCCUCCUUCGUCUUAGCACAGUGAGAGCCAACCUGCCCUCUCUCUUUGCCUCUCUCCCGCGUGUGUUGCGGGACGUGACUGUCUGUGAGAGCACCCCGGAGAUAAGCCAGGAGGUGGGAGAGGCUCUGGACGCUAUAGUGAGAGAGGCUGCUUCCUUCGCCCCUGCCUCUCAGCACCCGAUUCAGGUGGUGUUGGUGACGUGGGAACGCGUGGAGGUGUUGACGGAGGCGCUGUCGAUGGUGCUGACACUGGAACAUGCCCGUCAUAUCAGCGCCGUGCAUGUUGCCGCAGUGGAGAGCCUUGACGGGGCGUUGGGUGAUGGGGAGCUGCCGGCGGGGGACGCAGUGGGUGGGGUGUGGGUGACAGGGGCCUACUACCCUCCUGACCCCUACUCCUUCACUGCGCUAUUUAAGUCGUGGCUGCUGGAGAUGAAGGGAAAGGAACCUCAUCUCCACCUCAUCUUAGUGGUUCUGGACAUGCAGGAGGUAAUGAUAGACCCUUCCACCCUGCCCAGCUCAGUGUCCUCCAGGCUCACCCUUCACACACACCCCUGCAGGAUUGUUUGCACCACCCAGGGUAACAGCGUGCCCGUGUACCACCUGGAGGUCAUCAAGAGGGUGCAGGUGAGCAGUGUGGCGCCCUAUGUGUACGGUGCCGCCCUCUACCUCCUGCCCUCCUCUGCUGCGUCUCUCAACUUUACUGCUAUAUGGGAGAACAGACAGCUGGUGAGGUCGCUGUGUCAGAGCCUGGAGGAGGAGGAGGAGGGGCUACUGGCGAGGGUGGCCGCCCCUGAAGGAACACUCACCCCCCAUGUCGUGGUCCUCCCUGCCCCCCACUGCUCAGCCCUAUCCCUGGUCCACGUGGCGCCCAGUGACCUCAUGCUGCCGGAGAGAUACUGCCCUGACGCCAACCAAGCCCUGCCAGAUAAGCUGGUUCAGGAGGUAUCAGGGUGGCUCUCCUCCCUCCCACGAACUGACCUGCGCCACGAAGACUUGACCUGCCCCCUCAGCUACGCCCUCGCCGCCCACUUCCACGCCCACACCCGUCCUGCCGCCAAGGGCAACAACACCCAACGACACACCACCACCACCACCACCACCACCACCAACAACAACAACAACAAAAGCUACGUAUUCUCCCUCCCCCGCCCGGAUCCCCCUCGCCAUCCCGCCCACCAGCCCCCCUCCAGGCCACGCGGGGGGAGGGGGCGGAGCCAGUUCCUAAGCACCAAGGCUCUGAGGCACCACGCUCUGGGCUCCAAGGCACCUGGACACCAUGCUUCCAAGACUCCUGGGCUCAAGGCUCCAAUAAAGGCUCCUGAGUUCCAAGGCCAAGGCUCAUAUGCUCCAAGUCUCCAGGCUCCUGGGCUCCCAGGCUCGGCGUCUCUGUCGUCACUCAGCGAUGGGCGCGGCGAAUCAGCGCCAUGGAUCGCUCCAGGGCGACCUCCGUUACCGGCAGCAGGGGUGACCGUCACUUCCUGCACGGACCCGUUGGAGCAGGAUGGGCCUCUCGUCCUCCACCGAAGGAAAGUCCUCCUCGGGGUCCUCCAGAGCCACGUGCGGCCUCUUGGCUGCCGCCUCCCUGGUCUGCACCAGGCUCUUGUGGCAGGCGACCUCCGCUGGCUUGACCUGCCCUGUGUGACCCCUCUGUGUGACCCCUGA
This is a messenger RNA of Portunus trituberculatus (swimming crab), 1749 nucleotides long. RefSeq lists its product as uncharacterized. The record is from RefSeq and is a predicted model, not a curated record. Gene Ontology annotation, biological process: spermatogenesis; meiosis I; male meiosis chromosome separation. NCBI's taxonomy places the organism in Eukaryota, Metazoa, Arthropoda, Malacostraca, Decapoda, Portunidae. The transcript is spliced from 14 exons. Bases 16 to 1749 code for a protein of 577 amino acids.